Ahaetulla prasina is the source of this 8602-nucleotide messenger RNA. RefSeq names its product mediator complex subunit 1 (gene MED1). The record is from RefSeq and is a predicted model, not a curated record. Gene Ontology annotation, molecular function: nuclear vitamin D receptor binding; transcription coregulator activity; nuclear thyroid hormone receptor binding. Lineage: Eukaryota; Metazoa; Chordata; Lepidosauria; Squamata; Colubridae. Gene Ontology annotation, biological process: regulation of transcription by RNA polymerase II; cellular response to thyroid hormone stimulus. Bases 1261 to 6042 code for a protein of 1593 amino acids. The transcript has 19 exons. Gene Ontology annotation, cellular component: mediator complex.
CUUUUGCUGGGCCCGCCCCUUUCUCACCAAGGGUGGGGGCCUGUCUGGCUCGGGCAGCUCUAUAUGAGGGAAAGCGGUAGGGUCACUUACUCCCUUUCCCCCCACCGUCGUCGGAGGGAUGAAGGCAGUUCAGGGCAACACCGAGGGGGGCAGUGCUCAUCUCUGUUUCUUGGCCGAGGAAACCAGCAUUGUCCAAAGACAUUUCUGUGGUCAUGUGGCCAGUGUACACCAAAGGGCAGGGAAUGCUGUUACCUUCCCACUAUAAAUAGGUGAUCACAUGAUCCAGGGACACUGCAACCAUCAUAAAUACAUUCCAAAUGCUAAGUAUCUGAAUUUUGAUCAUGUCACUAUGAGAAUGCUGCAACGGAUGUGUAAGAAACAGUCAUAAGUACCAUAUUUUUCAAAGUAUAAGACGCACUUCCCCCCUCCCCCAAAAGGGUGGAAAUGUUGGUGCGUCUUAUACACUGAAUACACCCAAUUCUGGCCUCCCCGCUGGUCCCCUUUUUUGCAAAAAAUGGGCCCUUUUUUCACUAAAACGGAGUGCAUAGUGGGUUUGGGAGGCCUGCAGAGUACUCCUGGGGGCUGGGGAGGGCAAAAAUGCUCCUGUUUUUGUGAAAAACGUACCCGUUUUUCACCUAUUUUUUGCAAGAAUGCCCUCAUUUAAUUUAGUGGAUUUUAGGUACUUAAUUUGCACUAUGAUGUAUCAUUUUGGAAUUGAAGGUUAGAGAGUUUUAGAAUAUAGAAAAGAGAUAGAUUAUAGAGAAGCAGAGUUCUACAGCUAUGUGCAAUAAUUAGAAAUUUGCUGUUAGCAAAUUUGCUUUCUAGAAUUUGCUAGGAAUUUGAAAUACUACUUUCCAGAUGGAAAAGUAAAUAAUACCUAAAUGCAUAAAAAAUGAUGCAUAUUGAAUAAUUUUAGCUACAGUAUUGUCUGCUGAAUUUAUACAUUCAUACCUCCUCUAAAGAAUUACAUUAUUAUGAAGUCUACAGGAGAAAAAUUCUUCUGAAAACUUUACCCAUCAUUUUGAAUUUUCCUCUGUAACAUGUAGAAAACAUUCAUAAGAUAACAAGGUCUUGAUCUUCUGAAAUAUUAUAGGGCAGCGAUCACCAACCGGUGGUCCACAGAAAAAUUAUUUGCAUUUUUUAUAUUGCACUAAAAACUAUUUAUCUUUUUGAAAAAUUCAUAUUAGUGGUCCGCAGGAUUUAAAAUUAUGAAUUUAGUGGUCCCUGAGGUCCGAAAGGUUGGCGACCCCGUUAUAGGGAAUGAAUAGAUCUGUGGAAAGGAAUUUCAAAGAAUCAGAGAAACUGAAUAAGAUGAGUUCCCUUCUGGAAAGACUUCAUGUCAAGUUUAAUCCCAAUAGCAGACCUUGGACAGAAACUAUGAAGCUUGUUAGACAAGUUAUGGAAAAACGAAUUGUCAUGAAUUCUGGAGGUCACCAGAAUCUUAUUACUUGCUUAGAAACUUUGCAGAAGGCUUUAAAAGUGUCAUCUCUGCCUGCUAUGACAGAUCGCUUAGAGUCCAUUGCUAGACAAAAUGGUCUUGGAUCUCAUCUUAGUGGAAAUGGCACUGAAUGCUAUAUAACAUCUGACAUGUUCUAUGUGGAAGUACAUUUGGAUACUACAGGACAACUGCGUGAUGUCAAAGUGGCACAUCAUGGAGAAAACCCAGUGAGCUGCCCAGAGCUGGUACAGCAUCUAAGAGAGAGAAACUUCAAUGAAUUUUCUAAGCAUCUUAAGGGUCUUGUCAAUCUAUAUAAAGUGCCAGGUGACAACAAAUUGAAAACUAAAAUGUAUUUGGCUCUACAGUCCUUGGAGCUUGAUCUUUCAAAGAUGGCAGGGAUGUAUUGGCAAGCCACGAAUGCAAGCCCUUUGGACAAAAUUCUGCAUGGCAGCGUGGGCUAUCUCACCCCUAGAAGUGGUGGUCACCUGAUGAAUCUGAAGUAUUACGUUUCUCCUUAUGAUUUAUUUGAAGAAGGCACUGGAACUCCUAUCAUUCUGAAUGAGAAUAAUGUUCCUCGUUACCUAGGCAUGAAUGUAUGUGUUACAAUUGAGGGAACCUUAACUAUGAAUAAACUUCCAAUUGCCCCUCUGAUUAUGGGGACUCACCCUGUUGAUAACAAAGGGACACCCUCAUUCUCCUCAGUUACUAGUGCCAAUAGUGUUGAUUUUCCAGCUUGCUUCUUUUUGAAGUUUCCAAAACCUGUUCCUGUUUCUCAGGCUUUCAUUCAGAAACUUCAGAACUGCACUGGUAUCCCGCUGUUUGACACUCCUCCAACAUAUGUUCCAUUAUAUGAGCUCAUCACACAGUUUGAGUUAUCCAAGGAGGAGGAGGAGGAGGAUCCUUGUUCAUUGCACCACUCUAUGCGCUUCUAUGCUGCCUUGCCAGGACAACAGCACUGUUAUUUCCUCAACAAAGAUGCCCCAUUGCCAGAUGGACGAAGCCUUCAAGGAACCCUGCUUAAUAAGAUUGCUUUCCAUCAUCCUAGUCGAGUGCCUCUCAUUCUCAGUAUGAUUAGGCAUCAGGUGGCCUACAAUACACUAAUAGGCAGCUGCGUCAAGAGAACUGUUUUAAAAGAAGAUUCCCCUGGCAUCCUGCAGUUUGAAGUCUGCCCUCUUUCUGAUUCCUGCUUCAGUGUAUCUUUUCAGCACCCUGUUAAUGACUCCUUAGUUUGUGUGGUAAUGGAUGUACAAGAUUCUACCCAUGUGAACUGUAAAUUGUACAAAGGGCUUUCUGAUGCACUCAUCUGCACAGAUGAUUUCAUUGCAAAGGUUGUUCAAAGAUGCAUGUCAAUUCCUGUGACUAUGAGAGCCAUAAGGAGGAAGGCAGAAACAAUCCAAGCAGACACACCAGCUUUGUCCCUCAUUGCUGAGACAGUUGAAGACAUGGUGAAGAAGAAUCUGCCUCCUGCAAGCAGCCCAGGAUAUGGCAUGACUACUGGCAACAACCCAAUGAGUGGCACCACCACCCCAACCAGUACUUUCCCUGGUGGCCCCAUCUCUACUUUAUUCAGUAUGAGCAUGGGCAUCAAAGAAAGGCAUGAUUCAGUAGGACAUGGGGAGGACUUCAGCAAAGUGUCUCAGAACCCCAUUCUUACAAGUUUGCUACAAAUCACAGGCAACGUAGGCUCUACUAUUGGCUCUAGUCCCACGCCUCCACACCAUACACCUCCCCCUGUGUCAUCUCCUGCAAGCAACACCAAAAACCAUCCAAUGCUUAUGAAUCUUUUGAAAGACAAUGCAGCUCAAGAUUUCUCAACUCUUUAUGGAAGCAGUCCACUUGAGAGACAGAACUCUUCUUCUGGCUCUCCAAGGAUGGAAAUGGGACCAGGGGGCAAUAAGCAAAAAAAGAAAAAAUCACGUGUGUUAGUGGAUAAACCAAAGCAUCAAACUGAAGAUGAUUUUCAGAGAGAGCUGUUUUCUAUGGAUGUUGAUUCCCAGAACCCCAUAUUUGAUGUCAACAUGACCACUGACACUUUAGAUACUCCACAUAUUACUCCAGCACCCAGUCAGUGCAGCACCCCUCCAACUACCUAUCCACAAUCUAUACCUCAUGCCCAACCCAGUAUUCAGAGAAUGGUCCGGCUCUCCAGUUCAGACAGCAUUGGUGCUGAUGUUACAGAUAUUCUUUCUGACAUAGCAGAAGAAGCAUCCAAACUGCCUAAUACCAAUGAGGAUUGUCCUCCUAUUGGGACACCAAUAAGAGACUCAUCCAGUUCAGGGCAUUCACAAAGUGCCCUUUUUGAUCCAGAUGUUUUUCAGUCAAAUAAUAGUGAAAACCCAUAUACUGAUCCAGCUGAUUUGAUUGCUGAUGCUACUGUAAGCCCAAAUAGUGACUCUUCAAAUCAGUUCUUCCCAGAUGGAGUUGACUUCAACCCUGAUCUCCUGAACAGCCAGAGCCAAAGCGGUUUUGGAGAGGACUAUUUUGAUGAUAGCAGCCAGAGCGGAGACGCUGAUGACUUCAAGGGCUUUGCACCACAAACGAUAAGUACUCUGGGUGUGCAAGUACUGGGGGGAGAUGGAGGGGAGAGUAAGUUCAAGGCAAGCAGCCAAGCGGACACAGUCGACUUUAGUAUUAUCACUGCUACCAGCAAGGCUCUGGGAGCCUCUGAUGUAUUGGAGCAUCAUAGUGGAAGCCAGAGCCCCUUACUGAGUAUGGGAGAAUUGGGGAAAGAGAAAUCACAGAAGCGGGUCAAAGAGGGUAAUGGAUCUGGGAGUUCUUUAACGGGCCCUGGGCUGGAUGGCAAGGGUGGAAAACGCAAUCGCACCCCAUCCAGUGAUGGAAAGAGUAAAGAAAAGGUCCAGAAGCGGAGGAAGGUGGAGCCAGAAGGCAAAUCUCCUUCUCAUAGUACAUCCACCAGACCUUUCACCCCACCAGCAAGCACAGGUGGCUCAAAAUCUCCUGGAAGUUCAGGCAGGUCUCAGACACCCCCUGGGGUAGCUACUCCUCCCAUCCCUAAAAUCACCAUCCAGAUUCCCAAGGGAACAGUGACUGUUGGCAAACCUUCCCAUGGGCAGUACACAAGCAGUGGCUCAGUCUCUUCUUUGAGCAGCAAAAGUCAUCACAGUCAUUCCUCCUCCUCCUCUUCGUCCUCCUCGUCAUCGUCAUCCUCUUCGUCUUCCUCCUCGACGUCAGGCAAAAUAAAGAGCAGCAAGUCGGAUGGGUCUUCGGGGUCCAAGAUGAGCAGCAGCCUCUACUCAGGCCAAGGCAGCUCUGGUUCAGGUCAGUCCAAAAGCUCCACCCAAUCAGUGGGCAAGCCUGGGUCCUCCCCCAUCACAAAACACGGCCUCAGCAGCGGCUCUGGAGGUACCAAGAUCAAACCUCAAGGGAAGCCUUCAUCGCUUAUGAACCCUUCCAUGAGUAAACCAAACAUUUCUCCUUCUCAUUCUAGACCCUCGGGCGGUUCUGACAAGCUGGCCUCUCCGAUGAAACCUGUUCCAGGUACUCCCCCGUCAUCUAAAGCAAAGUCCCCUAUUAGUUCCGGUUCUGGAGGUUCACACAUUCCUGGGACAGGAUCAAGUUCAAGCAUGAAGUCAUCUUCAGGGAUGGGAUCUUCCAGUUCCAUGUCCCAGAAGCCGCCUCCUUCUUCAAAUUCUUCAAUGGGAUCUUCAUCUUCCUUUUCAUCUGGCAGCUCUUCCAUGUCUUCAUCUCAGAAUCAGCAUGGGAGUUCCAAAGGCAAGUCUCCAAGCCGAAACAAAAAGCCAUCUCUGACUGCUGUCAUUGACAAACUCAAACAUGGGGUUGUCACCAGUGGCCCCACAGGGGAAGAUUCAGUGGAUGGACAAAUGGUCCAGAAUUCCAGUUCAUCAGGCCACUCCAUGUCCUCCAAGCACAAUCUGUCAGGGAAUGAAUUUCAGGGGAAACGAGAAAGAAGUGACAAGGAGAAAUCCAAAAUCCCUGCUUCAGGAGGUUCCUCUGAAUCUUCCAAGAAAGCAUCUGAUUCAAAGAGUGUUGGAAGCACUGGAGUGGCCAAAAUCAUCAUCAGUAAACAUGAUGGCGGUUCUCCUAGUAUUAAAGCCAAAGUUACCUUACAAAAACCUGGGGAAGGAAGUGGGGAUGGCUUAAGGCCUCAGAUGUCAUCUUCCAAAAAUUAUGGAUCACCCCUGAUAAGUGGAUCAACUCCAAAGCAUGAGCGUUGUUCUCCUAGCCACAGUAAGUCACCUGCAUAUACACCCCAAAAUAUUGACAGUGAGAGUGAAUCUGGAUCAUCUAUAGCAGAAAAAUCCUAUCAGAAUAGCCCCAACUCUGAUGAUGGAGUUAGGCCUCUUCCAGAAUAUAGCUCAGAAAAGCAUAAAAAACACAAAAAGGAAAAGAAGAAACUGAAAGAUAAAGACCGUGAUAGGGAUCGUGACAAAGAGAGAGACAAAAAGAAAUCUCACAGCAUAAAGCCAGAAAGCUGGUCUAAAUCUCCUAUCUCUUCAGAACAGUCCCUGUCUAUGACAAGCAGUGCCAUCCUUACAUCAGAUAGACCAUCUAGGCCCAGCCCUGAUUUCUUGAUUGGGGAGGAAGAUGAUGAUCUCAUGGAUGUUGCCCUGAUAAGAAAUUGAGAAUAUUUGUAAAUUGUGCGUGUGUGGAAUGUUUAAUUUAUGUUCUUUAAAAAAAAACCAUUAAAAUUGUGAGCAUGGGUUCAAGUAAAUCAAACCUGAUUUGGACAGCUAAUGAAGUGUGUGUGUGUGUGUGUUUGUGUCAGAGAUACACACAGAGAGACACACAUCUAUAUUGGAAGCCUGUCUACCAAGAGCCUCUGCCACAAAAAAAAAAAAAACCUGUUUGGUUAUAAGUCUGUCACUUGUUCACAAGAUUGCAUUCCUUUAGGCAGAGGAUGAACAUUACCUGUUUUAGUAGAAAUAGAUCUUCAUUGCACCACUUUUAUAUUUCUAUUUGGUGCUUAAUUUUUUUUUUAACAUUUAGAGCUUUGUUUUUAUUAUUCAUAUUAGGUAGAGCUUUUCAUUAACAGAUUAUUGGAAGCAAUUUAGUGCCUGAUAUUUCUCUAGUUCUUUUAGGUGCUGACACAUUUCCUUUUAAGAAAAAAAAAACAACAAUCUGAUACCAAUUUACAAAUAGCACCAAUUUUGGCACUCAUCCAAAAGGGUGAAGUAUUUUGAUAUAGAUGUGUUAUACCUGUAAGGUAAUUUGACUUAUUCUUUGUGUUAUAAAACUGAAUUUUUAAGAGAACCUUUGUUGGAUUUCAUGCCUGUUUCCUGUGUAACAGUUACACAGUAAAGGCCAUCAUUUGAUGAGAAGCAGAAAGGGAUGGUUUUAGAAAUUUUUGAACACAGAAUUUAAAUCCUUCUGGUCUCUUUAAUUUUGUAUGUAUAUACAAACCACAAAGGAGAGAAUUCUAAUAGUAAGUAUGUCUUGGCUUCAGUUGGUUUUUUUUAACAUUAUGUACUGAGAUAAUAUGAGUCCUCUUUGAUGUAUAAGCCACUCUGGAAAAUGUAAUAUUCUUGGUCAUAUAAUAGGAGUCAAUAGUAUGAUAUUUUAAAGAGUUGUGUGAGUUCCCAAGAGUUUGGCCAGCUCAUUACCUCCUUUCACAUUAGUGAAAUAACACUGAAAGCACCUAGGAAAAGCACCAUUGUUUGCACUGUUAUAUUUUGUCAUAGGAAAUGAACUGAGACUCCAUAGACUUCCAACAUUACAUAUGCAUCUGUUUCUCAAUCAAUACUUCCUGUCUUCUAUAUUUUAACACUGACAUUUGCCCAGUAUUUUGAAAAAUUGCGCAGUUCAGCACUCUAUAUGCAUCUGGAUUAGGCAAUGGCAGUAUAUGGCCGUAUCUGUACUGAUAGAUUAAACUGUGGCCUUAGAACUAUGCAUUCUGAAUAAAUUGAUUUUUCCAAGGUAUUAUUUGGUUAGUCUACCUAUUCUUGGAUUCUGUGUAUUAAUGAAAUAUGAGGCAGCUUUCACUUAACCUGGUAUCCUGCAAAAUAAAAAUCCUUACAUUUCCAACCAGCUAAUUAAGAAAUCUGAUAGUUUUAGCCUUACACUACUGGCAGUGCCAGCUUGGAUAAUGCUGUUCUAAGAUACAGUGGAGAUAACACAAUCUGUACCUUUUUUGUAUUGCAUUCUUGUUUUCUUGUUUAGCAGAUUUAGAGCAAGUUACAUUAUUGUGUCCUUACAUGUGGUUGAUUGAAAAUUGCACACAAGAUCUAUUAAAUAGUAAGAAUUGUUUAACUGAUAUUCUUUAUAUAGUACCAUAUUUUAGACGUGCAUUUUUUUUAUUGGUCAGGUUGUGGUGUGUUCAGUUUCUAUAGUAUUCUUUUUCAUUGAAAAUGCAACAUUCUAAGUAGCAGCAUAGGAUUUUCAAAAGUGAAGCUUUAUGAAAAGCUUGCAUUCCAGACACAGUGUCAUAUAUGGAGAAUAGAGAUUCUUCUUCAUUUGCAAUAAUUUUUGAAAAUAUGAACAGUGAUAAGCAAACAUAAAUACAUCAGGGGUUCCCAACCCUCGAACCACAGCCCGUUUGGAACUGGGCUGUUUGCACAAGCAGUGUUUGUGCACGCAAGCUUGCUUGCCCCAUUGCUUGCAGGGAACCACUGCCUAUCCGCAAAGCCAGAAAAUUUGGGGAUCACUGCUUUAAAUAUUAUUGUGUCUUCAUUUCAGUGAAGAAAUACAGUAUUGACUCUAGAUCCAUUUUAUCAGUUGGCAUUAAAACCAGUAUGUUGUCGGAGUCAUAUAUUCCCCAUAUAUGAAUUGCCCAAACAUGUGGCAUAGAAUAGGAUACAUUUUCUUUUUAUCUUCUGUAUAUGGUAUGUCAGAUUGAACCAAUGUGCUAACUCUAGAAUUUGCUACCAUAUAACUAAAAAGAAUAAUUUUCAGAAGAAUGUUUACUUAUUUACAAUAUUUCAAAUCCCUCAGUAUUGUCAAACCAAACAUUAAGAAAUUAAGAUAGAAGAGCUACAUAUUUUAAAUCUCAAUUGCAGCAGCUUGCAGAUUUUUUUUCCAUGUAAAAUAUAUGACCUUUACUUUCACUCUAUGAACAAUUUGUGUAAAAACUGCUUCCUAUGACAGGUGAGUAAAGAAUAUAUUGUAUAGUAAUGUUUUAGCUUCUUGAAAAGUAUUUUAAACUAUAUGUUGGUUUUUACAUAUAAAUAAAUUUGUUUGGUAGAAAUA